AUGCCUGCUGCGGCUGCCGCUGCUAUCAAUGAGCCCCGUGGGCGCGCUGCUCCGGGAAGAGGCGGACUGCGCCCGGCGCCCGCAGCCGAGGUGGCGAGCGCGCCCGCCCGUCCGCCGCGCGCACGCGUGUUGUCCUCGAGCUGCCUGGACCCAGCCGACCAGGGAGCGGGCGCGCGGCGGCCCCUCCGGGCAGCGGCGCAGGACGGGCGCCUCUUCCGCUCCGCCACGGGCGCGCGGGCCGAGGGGGCGCGGCGGGCCUCCCUGGCCGAUCGCAGGCCCACGCCGCUCGGCUGGCCGGGACCCAAACGGCCUCUGUUGCUGGCUGAGGAUGGGAGGAGGGGCGCGGGCCCGGUCGGAUUACUGUCAAUACGCAAACGCGGAGGCAGUGGGCGGGGAGGGAGGGUAGGUGCCGUAGAGGGCAAGGGGCACUCACAUCCCCGGCGCGCCACUCGCGGGGCUCCAGUCUGCACGUGCCCCGGGCCUCUCCCGCUCGCUCUACCAGUCUGCGGAGGGCGCGCGCCCGCGCACCCGGCUCCCGCGUUCGCCUCUUUGUUCCCGCCCACGCGAGGCCCAUCUUGA
Phacochoerus africanus (Common warthog) is the source of this 579-nucleotide messenger RNA. RefSeq names its product atherin-like. The transcript is spliced from 2 exons. The record is from RefSeq and is a predicted model, not a curated record. Bases 1 to 579 code for a protein of 192 amino acids. Lineage: Eukaryota; Metazoa; Chordata; Mammalia; Artiodactyla; Suidae.